Mangifera indica (mango) is the source of this 1433-nucleotide messenger RNA. RefSeq lists its product as uncharacterized. NCBI's taxonomy places the organism in Eukaryota, Viridiplantae, Streptophyta, Magnoliopsida, Sapindales, Anacardiaceae. The record is from RefSeq and is a predicted model, not a curated record. The transcript has 2 exons. Gene Ontology annotation, biological process: chloroplast fission. The coding region runs from base 111 to 797 and encodes 228 amino acids.
GAUUGGAGAAAUCUGCAAAAGUACAGUAAUGGUAAAGAAUAAAGAGAAACAAUAUAAUAUAAACUUAAAUCUACAAUACUAGUGGGCUUUGAUUGAGGACUGUGUUUUCAAUGACAGAGGUAGAUAAGAAGAGCAUUAAGACUCUCAUUGAGAAAGCAGAAACUUUGCAUGAUAAGCUCAGUGAUGAAAUCAAAAACUGUUUUAGUUUCUGCAGGGUUUGUUCAGAACAUGGUCUCUACUGUGGUGUUGCAGAGACCCCAUAUGCAGAGAGGGAGAGAUUGAUUGCUAUAAGAGAUUUAUUGAAGGAAGUUGAACACAAACUUACGUUUUUACAGAGGUUGCAGUCUUGGCAGUCGAUAGAUAGGCAAGCAGCUCUCACACGUUUGGAAAAUAGCAGAUUAUAUCUCAUGGAACAAGUAAAAGGACAUCAAGGGAAAGAAACUGACGUGGUGAAAGAGCUUAAUGUCUGUUUUGGCAACAUAAUAACUGCUUUCAGAUGUAAUUUCAAAGAAAACACAGAAGCUAAUCCCGGUGUUCAUAAUGGCAAGGGAAGGAUUUCAAGCCUAUUCACGAGCUUCAUUAAAUUUUGUUUCAAUCAAUGGAGAUGGCGAAAAGCUGUUGGAAUUGCAGUCAAAUUGUUAGCAGUUUCAUCUUUAAUCCAAUUUCAUCAGUCUAGGCAAAAGUGGUCACAGGGAAAAAAUCAUUUUUCUGUUGAUUCAACAAACGUAAAAGAAUUAAAUAGCCCAUUAAUCAUGAUCUCCAAGAGGCCAUCAGAUGUUUUCUAUGGUAGGGGAUAAUUUUCCUUUUUAUCUGUUUCUUCCAAUUUUUUUUUUUCACAGAAGUAGAAAUUAGAGAAAUAUUCAUAAAAAUAUGUGGGUUUAUUUAGAGAAUGCAAACAUAAAUUAUAAGGUAGAUCAAAUUAGUAUCGUAUCGUAUAAUUUAAUAUACCAAUGUAUAUUUCUUUUCAUUUAUAUCAUAUUAUGUUUAGUAUAUUGUAGCAUACUAAUCACCGUAUAUUAGUAAUUUGCUUAACAAAUUGGAUUUGGUAUUCGUCAUGUGUUGAGGCCACAAACUAGGCCCAACUCAAGCCCAAACUAAAUAAAGCAUUUUUUUAAAAUUUUAAAUUUUAAUUAGAGAACCAAAGUUUGCGUGCCAUCUUUAUUUCCACUAUUGAAGGAGAGGGGCCACGUCAUUACACGAUUGGUUCAUUGGCGGCCUAAUUCCCACGCCACCAAUCACUUAUGCGCUCCUCGUUCCCUUCCCACGCAACGCAAAUUAGAAACUCUUGGAAUUAUAAAUUAAGCCGUGUCUAUUUUGAUAUAACUGUCUUGUUUGCUUGUUCGUCAAUUCAACCAAAGCCUCAUUUGAUAUGUCAAAUUAAUAACCAAGCCAAUGAAAUUCUGUUUUGGAUUCUUUUGAUCUUGUGUUAAAGA